CUAUUUAAGAGGCUGAGAACCAUUAUUUAUCCCUCAAGAGCACAGAGAUGGAUAUUUGCUUAGAAAUGCUAAUCUCAUACUUGUUCUUGUUUUUGGCUUUCACCGUAGACCUUAGAGAAGCCCAAAAUGGGUGUGAUGGAGCUCAUGGCCCUGCCAUCCGAUUUCCUUUCCGACUUAGCAGCCAGCCAGAGCAUUAUGGGUAUCCUGGGUUUAUUCUCUCCUGCACUGAUGCAAAUCAAACGGUGCUCGAGCUGCCGGAUUCAGUUAAGCUCUUUGUGAAAGAGAUUGACUACAUAUCUCAGGUAAUUCAAUUAUAUGAUCCACGUAAUUGCUUCCCAAGGCUGCUUCGGGGACUCGAUUUAUCUUCUUCGCAUUUCCAUUUCAAAGUAGAUUCCCCUUAUGACCUUUACAACUAUACCUUAUUCAAAUAUCGUUCCCCAAUAGAAGAUGGGAAUUACCAGUACAGGACUAUCUCUUGUCUUAGUGGCCCUACCUACCAAGUUUAUGCAAUCGAUGACUAUAAAAGCAUCCUUCAGUUGCCCAUAUCUGGUACAAAGAUGUAUAAUCUUCUAUCAAUUCCAAGUACUUUAUUAAGAGACGACGGUGAUCACUACAAAGUUCUUCAAUUGAGCUGGUGGGAUAUCCCAAUAUGUGGACACUGUGAAGCAAAAGGCAAGGAAUGCAGAUUGAAGAAUAAUAGCUCUAAAUUACAAACCGAAUGCUUCCCCAAAGACUCUAAAGGCGCAUUAUCAAAGUCAGCAAUGGCUGGUGUCAUCUUAGGCUCAUUUCUAUUACCACUAGCUAUCUUUGCUUUGUACCGUCUUUAUACUUAUGAUAAAGUAGAAAAAGAACAUCAAGCAAAGAUCGAAAAGUUUUUGGAAGAUUACAGAAAUUUCAAACCUACAAGAUACUCGUAUGCUGAUAUUAAAAGGAUUACAAAUCAGUUUACUGAGAAGUUAGGUGAAGGAGCAUAUGGAACAGUAUUCAAAGGAAAGCUUUCCAAUGAAAUUCAUGUUGCAGUGAAGAUCCUCAAGAUUUCCCAUGGAAAUGGGGAAGAAUUCAUAAAUGAAGUAGAAACAUUGGGUAUGAUACAUCAUGUUAACGUGGUUCGCUUGGUUGGCUUGUGUGCUGAUGGAUUUAGACGAGCUUUAGUUUAUGAGUUCUUACCAAAUGAUUCACUAGAGAAGUUCAUAUCUUCAACGGACACCAAGAAAUGUAUCCUUAAUUGGGAUAAGCUACAUGAUAUUGCUCUUGGCAUAGCAAAAGGAAUUGAGUAUCUUCACCAAGGAUGCGGCCAACGAAUCCUCCAUUUCGAUAUCAAACCUCAUAAUGUUUUGCUAGACCAAAACUUUAAUCCAAAAAUUUCUGAUUUUGGUCUUGCUAAGUUGUGUUCAAAGGAUCAAAGUGCAGUGUCCAUGACCACAGCCAGGGGAACUAUGGGUUACAUUGCACCCGAAGUGUUCUCUAGAAAUUUUGGGAAUGUGUCUUCUAAAGCAGAUGUUUACAGCUUUGGAAUAUUGUUACUUGAAAUGGUUGAAGGAAGGAAAAAUGGUGGCGUUACGGUUGAGAACACUGGUCAAGUCUACUUUCCAGAGUGGAUCUACAAUAUUUUAGAACAAAAAGAAGAUAUACGAAUCUUUAUUGAUGAUGAUGGAGAUGCUAAAAUUGCAAAGAAACUUGCAAUUAUUGGACUCUGGUGCAUCCAAUGGCACCCAGUGGAUCGUCCUUCUAUGAAAGAUGCAGUUCAAAUGUUAGAAGGAGAAGAAGAUAAAUUAACUAUGCCUCUCAAUCCCUUUGCCUCUGCAGGUCCCGUACAAAUUAAUGCAAAUAUACCUAUAAAACGUCUAAACCAUGAGUUGGAGAUCAUCCCAGAAUGAGAAUAGUUGUAUAUAAAUUGGGCGUUUGUGAUAACAAAUGAGGUUGCAUUGAUCUUGUACUCUUAAUUAGAAGUUAUUAAUCUUGUAGACUUGUAGUCAAUGUAGCGACUUCAAGUUUUUUCUUGUAUCAAUGUACUAGUAAUUUGGAGAUUAUAAAAAUGUACGUACCUGGUAAAUCUUCUUCUU
Messenger RNA from Corylus avellana, 2063 nucleotides. RefSeq names its product rust resistance kinase Lr10-like. Gene Ontology annotation, molecular function: ATP binding; polysaccharide binding; protein kinase activity. NCBI's taxonomy places the organism in Eukaryota, Viridiplantae, Streptophyta, Magnoliopsida, Fagales, Betulaceae. Gene Ontology annotation, biological process: protein phosphorylation. The record is from RefSeq and is a predicted model, not a curated record.